Messenger RNA from Coregonus clupeaformis (lake whitefish), 1700 nucleotides. RefSeq names its product galactokinase 1 (gene galk1). Lineage: Eukaryota; Metazoa; Chordata; Actinopteri; Salmoniformes; Salmonidae. The record is from RefSeq and is a predicted model, not a curated record. Gene Ontology annotation, biological process: galactose metabolic process; carbohydrate phosphorylation. The transcript has 9 exons. Bases 132 to 1337 code for a protein of 401 amino acids. Gene Ontology annotation, molecular function: galactokinase activity; ATP binding. Gene Ontology annotation, cellular component: cytosol; cytoplasm.
ACUUACACAACUGCAAAAGCUUACAGUACUGAGCCGUUUAGUUAUCAAAGGCCAGGUUUCCAUCCAUCCAGAUUUUAAGCGAAAAGUCUAACAUUAGCACAAAAAUAUAUGCGCAUUCUACCUAAAAAGGGAUGGUUGUAUCGAGAACAACAGAACAUAGCAUUACUCCAGUCCCGAGUGUGUCGGAGUUGGUUGCCGAGGCUCGGCGUGUGUUCGAGCAGAGCUUCGGGGGAGAUGCUCCACAGGUGGCAGUGUGUGCCCCAGGCAGGGUCAACCUGAUAGGGGAGCACAUCGACUACAACCAAGGAUUCGUCCUCCCUAUGGCUCUUCCCCUAGUGACGGUGGUGGUUGGCAGCAGGACCUCUGGCCAGAGUGCCUCCAUCAUUACUGCUGCUAAAGAUGUGGAGGAGCCCAGGAGAGUGGACUUUGACUUCCCCAAUGACAAGGCACCUCUGUCUCCUGGGAAACCCAGCUGGGCCAAUUAUGUCAAAGGAGUGGUGCAUCACUACAGAGCUCCUCCAGUCCCAGGGUUCAGGGCAGUGAUAGCCAGUAGUGUCCCUCUAGGAGGAGGUCUGUCCAGCUCUGCCUCUCUAGAGGUAGCCAUGUACACAUUCCUACAGCAGCUCAAGCCAGAUGACGGGGACAAGGUGGCGAAGGCGGUGGCGUGCCAGAAGGCUGAACACACCCAUGCAGGCGUGCCCUGUGGCAUUAUGGACCAAUUUGUCUCUGUACUGGGCAGGGAGGCUCACGCUCUACUCAUAGACUGCAGGUCUCUGGAGGCCACUCCUGUCCCUCUGUCAGACCCAGGCCUGGUCAUCCUCAUCAGUAACUCGAACGUGAAGCAUUCUCUGACGGGCAGCGAGUACCCUAGCAGACGACGACAGUGUGAGGAGGCAGCUGCCAUCUUGGGAAAGGCCAGCCUGAGAGAUGCCACACUGAAGGACCUGGAGGAUGCUAAGAGCCGAUUGGACGAUGAGACCUAUCGAAGGGCUCGUCAUGUGAUUGAAGAGAUAGCACGUACGGCCCAGGCAGCAGAGGCCCUGAAGAAAGGGGCCUACAAAGAGUUUGGCAAACUCAUGGUGGAAAGCCACAACUCACUCAGGGACCUGUAUGAAGUGAGUUGCAAGGAGCUGGACGAGCUGGUGUCUGCAGCCGUGGAGGUGGAGGGUGUGUUCGGCAGCAGAAUGACAGGGGGAGGGUUUGGAGGAUGUACUGUCACACUACUCCAGGCUGGAGCCGUAGACAGGACCAUGCAGCACAUACAGGAGCGAUACAGUGGAUCCCCAACUUUCUACAUCACAACUCCCUCACAAGGAGCUCGGGUCAUGAGCCUAUGAAGAGCAAACACUGUACAUUUGUCCAUUAUGUACAACUUGACCACAAAAAAAGCACAUUCCUAUUGAUUUGCAGGAUCUUUUGUUUGCUUAUGUAGUCAUGUUUAAUCAAUCAGGUGGGGUCAAAAUCAGCAGGUAAAGCAAUCUAUUGUAAGACUUUUCUUCAGAGUGCCUUAAGCUAUCAUGAUUUUAAUACAGUUAAUAAUUGGCAAGCACUAAAUCAAGUGAAGAAUAAUCUCUUGUUGUUGCAAGUCAAAGACUGUAAUAAUAUUGUUUUGUACAAUUACUUAGAAAGUGCCAUAAAUAUGGAAUGAUUGUUAAACUAUAAAUAAGGCAAUUCUACAAAAAUAAACAAUCUUCUAAACU